Messenger RNA from Melampsora larici-populina 98AG31, 1933 nucleotides. RefSeq lists its product as uncharacterized. Gene Ontology annotation, cellular component: eukaryotic translation initiation factor 2 complex; cytosol. The transcript has 8 exons. NCBI's taxonomy places the organism in Eukaryota, Fungi, Basidiomycota, Pucciniomycetes, Pucciniales, Melampsoraceae. The coding region runs from base 60 to 1592 and encodes 510 amino acids. Gene Ontology annotation, molecular function: GTP binding; translation initiation factor activity; GTPase activity. The record is from RefSeq and is a predicted model, not a curated record. Gene Ontology annotation, biological process: formation of translation preinitiation complex; positive regulation of translational fidelity.
UGCCCUUGCACUUUCACUGAUCCAAGAAGAUAUCACUUUCAAUCAAUCGAACUUCAAUCAUGGCAUCAAAAGAUUUACUACACGAUCCCUUAGAUUUAUCAGAAGAAUCAGAAUCAGAAUCAGACACCGAACAAAUCCAAAGCAAACCUAAAUCAUCAAAUCCUACAUCUUUAUCAAAACCUAAUGUUAAUAAGAAUGGAAAAUUGAUUUCAAAUCUUCAUGUUCCAAUUGAAGAUAUUAAAGAAGUUAAAGUAGAUACUUCUAAUUUAAAUCCUUUAAGUCCUGAAGUGAUUUCUAAACAAGCUACUAUUAAUAUUGGUACUAUUGGUCAUGUAGCUCAUGGUAAAUCAACUGUCGUGAAAGCUAUUUCUGGAGUACAUACUGUUAGAUUUAAAAACGAAUUAGAAAGGAAUAUUACCAUUAAAUUAGGUUAUGCCAAUGCCAAAGUUUAUAAAUGUGAAGAAGAAUCUUGUGAUCGUCCUGGGUGUUAUAGAAGUUAUGGAUCUGAUAAAGAAGAUCGACCGAUGUGUGACGUAUCAGGAUGUGGUGGUAGAAUGAAAUUAAUCAGACAUGUAUCCUUUGUAGAUUGUCCAGGUCACGAUAUCUUAAUGGCUACCAUGUUAUCAGGAGCAGCUGUGAUGGAUGCAGCUCUUUUGUUGAUUGCAGGAAACGAACCUUGUCCACAACCUCAAACUUCUGAACAUUUGGCAGCUAUUGAAAUCAUGAAGUUAAAACAUAUCAUCGUUUUACAAAACAAGGUGGAUUUGAUUUCAGAAUCAGCGGCUGAGGAACAAUACAAGACGAUCCUUAGUUUUGUUAAAGGUACAGUAGCUGAUUCAGCACCUGUCGUACCGAUUUCGGCUCAAUUAAGAUAUAACAUCGAUUCAGUUAACGAAUAUAUUGUGAAAAAGAUUCCCGUACCAUUACGUGAUUUUAGUGCAGAUCCUAGACUUACGGUCAUCAGAUCGUUUGAUGUGAACAAACCAGGUGCAGAAGUAGACGAAUUAAAAGGUGGUGUAGCUGGUGGUAGUCUUUUACAAGGUGUCUUAAGGAUGGGUCAAGAGAUUGAAGUUAGACCUGGUGUGGUGACUAAAGAUGCAGAAGGAAAAAUUCAUUGUAAACCGAUCAGAAGUAAGAUUGUGACGCUUUUGGCUGAAAAGAAUGAAUUGAAAUUCGCUGUACCUGGUGGAUUGAUUGGAGUGGGAACUAAAAUCGAUCCUCAACUUUGUAGAGCUGAUAGAUUGGUUGGACAAGUUUUGGGAGGGGUUGGAAAGUUACCUAAGAUCUUUACUGAGAUUGAAAUUAAUUAUUUCUUACUUCGAAGAUUAUUAGGAGUUAAAACAGAUGAUAAAAAACAAACCAAAGUAUCAAAACUAACCAAAGGUGAAAUCUUAAUGGUCAACAUUGGUUCGACUUCAACCGGCGGUAGAGUGAUGAGUGUAAAAGCCGAUUUAGCUAAAGUUUUAUUAAACCAACCUGCUUGUACUGAGAUUGGAGAAAAGGUAGCCUUGAGUAGAAGGAUUGAACAACAUUGGAGAUUGAUUGGUUGGGGUAGUGUUAGAAGAGGUGCUGAGUAUGAAUUAAAUGAAUGAUGUUUAAACUAAAAAAUAAAAACAUAAAAAGUUUUAUAUAUACAUAUAUAUCAAAAGUUUGGAUUUCAUAUAUUAAAACUUUGGGUCAUUGGAGAGACGGGUUUUCAUUUGGUUUUUUUAGUUUAUAAGAUUUUUUUGAUAAAGAUUUAGUUGAGAAAGUUAACUUUUAAAAGAGGAACCCAAUCGAAUUAGAAAAUACUUUUUUUUGGUUUGGAUUUUCAAACAAAGGAUUAUAAAGUAGAAAAAUAUCUAUGUAUACAGAAAUGAUGAUCAAAACAAUUGGGUUGGAAGAGUUGUUGAGGUUUUUGAUUUCAUGAUGAUUUAAAGUUUUCAUUUUAAUU